AAGUUGAUUCUGAUUCAACAGUGUCCCUAGUGGUCACCUGCGCAAUUACAACUGCUUGUCCUCAGCGUGGCGCACGUUUCUCUCAGUCUGGAGCUGCUACGGCCAAACCAGGAUCUACAGAUCAUGUCGAAACUGCUAAAUUUGAAGGUUGUGGACCCAUCAUGCCUCUGGGCUCAGCUGGUGGGGGGCAGUGGUGUGGGAGCUGUUGGCAAAGAGCAGUACGACAAGCUAUUUGCUCAGAUGAAUCUCUUCUAUAACGACGUCACCAGGGAGGUGUGUAUGGUGACGCCCUCCUCCUUGGGCGUGGGACAGAUGUGCGUGGUGUAUUCGUCCCAGAUGAAGAUGUGGUGUCGGGCCAUGCUGGAGGCCAUCAUCUUUGACUCGGUGACUUGUCAUGCUCGUUGUUACCUGGUAGACCACGGAGAGCUGCUUGUUGUCGUCUUCAGGCAGAUUCGGUUGGUAGAAGAGCGCUUCCUCCAACUGCCUUUCUGGAUGAGAAGAUUCCACCUGGCCCGGGUCACACCAACAACGCUGCAUGUGUCCUUCUGCGAGAAGGCAAAGCUGGUAACGGCCAGUAGGUGGGACAGCUCAGCGACGUGCUACAUGUGCAACCUGAUCAAAGCGUCCAGUCUGACGGAGGCCAUGUUGCUGGAGCCCGAGUCUGAUUCGACCGCCAUUGAGCUCUAUGUGACCAUCAAUGAUGUCAAGAUUUGUGUCAAUGAUGAACUUGUGGCCAGGAGGUUUGCUGUUUACAACCAUGAGUCAGCUGACAGCAGAAAGCUGGACCAGCAAUCUUUCAGGUUUUCAAGUGGCAUCUUAACUGCGCCAGCUUACACGCUUGCGAUCAACCCUCCAGCACAGACCUCGCUUCCUCCAGCUACUUACACGGAUGCAGAAACUACAUCUCCUUCUUGUUACACUGAUGUGGGAAUUGCAUCCUCUCAACCUGCUACCACCAAUGAGUCUCAGGGUCAAGACUCUGAGCUUAAGACCUCAGAGGGAAUCGGCAUGUUAAAGAAUGGACAGUUCCUUUGUAGCCAAUCAGACAGUGAUUCGACAGAGGGCUCAGAUGCCUCUCUGGCUGCUGCUCUUAACACAAACCUCAGUCUCUUCAGGUUCAUGAAGUUUCUCAAUCCUGGCUGCAGCUUCAAAGAGGCAGAGCCAACUUUGAUUCCCAGUCAGGACAUGACAGGGUGUUCACCUGAAGAAGACUCCAGCAGCUUCACAAGGAACCGCACGGGAGAGGAAAUCGAGCCACUUCCAGACCAGUCAGACAUGAUGAAGACCAGCAACUGGGCAUGCUCUAGACUUUUGGAGUGGUUGAAUCCACAGCCUUUCAAGCUCCAUUCCGACGAUGACCAGGUUGGUCAUGGCUGUCCUCAGAUACUUUCUCAUGCUCCCAAGAGAAGUGACAUGCUGGUACACUCAGGCAUCCCGGUAGAGCCCUGUUCAGGCCUGGAUGACGCCCCCAUCACUGACAGCCUGCGCAAGGUGUUGCAGAGGAAGCAGUUUUGCAUGCUUCCCGCUGACCACCUCAGCUGGCCUGCUGUGGCUCAAGGAAACAACACGGUCAUUAUCUCCAAUGCUGGAGACCAGCCCCAAAGCUACUUGGCCCCACUCCUCACUCACAUGCUGCUCAGCAGCUGCAUCUUCACCACCUCGUCCUCCAGAGCAGGACCAGUAGGAGUUCUCCUAUGUCCUGGAUGGGAGAAAGUCCAGUUGGUGUGUGACCUCCUAGAGGAGAGCAAGGUUUCCCAGAGUCUUAAUCCAAUCAGCAUACUGCUGGGCACUGGCAAAAACGAAGCUAAAGAUGUCAAGAUUCCAAAAAACUGCCUGCUGUUAGUGACCACUCCCUUCAGCCUUGUUCGUCUGCUGUCAUGUCAUUGCUUUCUGUUCCUGCGUAUGAGCCACUUGGUGCUGGAUGAGGCAGACAGGCUUUUCACUCUCGCUCCAGAACAGAUGGAGACCAUUUUGCAGCAUUUUCAGAUGGUAAACUCCCGCCAGGAAAUGGCCUUGCGUCCGCAGCAGCUUGUCGCCGUGGCGAAGCGUUGGACGAGUCACAUGGAGGAUAUGUUAGCAAACCACAUGCCCUACCCCUGCCUCAACAUAACCAUUCCCGAAGAAGCAGCUCUUUACGGCGAUGUACAACAGGCUGUCCUCAUGACAUUAGAGAGCAGCAAGAUCUCUGCACUGUUGGGUGCAUUAGAUUUUAGCCCUGACAUCGGUCAGAAGACUCUCAUCGUCACCAACUCCGCUGAGGAGGUUGAAAGCGUUUUUAAGGCUGUGAGCAGUAAAUCAGCGUUCUGUCUAAUGUCUCACAAGGGUUUAACGCACAAAUUUGACUUUGUGGUCCAACAGUGGAGCAAAACCAUUGGGCCUGGCACUCAAGUCAUUCUAGUCACCACCAAUGACUGUUUGAGGUGUUUUGGGGUCACAGAUGCCACUUGUGUCAUCCACUUUGGCUUCCCAAGUUCACCCAAACUGUUUGGAUGCCGACUCCUCUGUAUGAGCAGCAACUUCAGGAACCUCGCAGAACCAGACUCAACACUGGCAGGCCCCAAAGUCACCAGGUCCUUGCUGCUGGUCUCUGAGAGGAACGCUCACCAUGUUAGCGGUCUUGUGCGCUAUCUCAGGCGAACAAAUGCUCUUUUGCCCUCUGAGCUGCUGUCCUUUGCAGAGAGUGCAGAUGUGGCAAAGGAGGAGCAGAAGACUGAGCAGCCACUUUGUCACUACUUGAAGACCUUUGGAGUGUGCAGGGCCAGCACUGUUUGUCCAGACCGCCACAGGUUUCUUCGUCAACUGGAUAAAUCUGAGCUUCCUGCCUCUGGUGUCAUAGAGGUGUUGCCUCUCUAUGUCAAGACGGCAUCAGUCUUCUAUGGACGUAUAAUUAGGAAAGAAGAUGGUGCUUUUGACAGCAUGGCGUCUCACAUGGCCUCUUACUAUGCUGACAAGGAACCUUGUCCUCAGGAGGUUCUGGAAGGAGGCUUGUAUGCGGUGCAGGAGAAUGACAUUUACCACAGGGUGAAGGUCCUAGCUGUUCCAGACACGAAUGGCCGGCUGUUUUAUAGAGUCCUUGUUCGCUUUAUUGAUGUUGGUAAAGAGGAAGAAGUUAAAUCCCACCAGAUUCUACAGCUACCAGAGGAGUUCCACUCUCUCCCCAGCCAGGCAGUGGAGAUGAUUGUCUGCCAGGUGAAGCCAGUCGACGCAGAAACUGACUGGCAUCCCAAGGUGACAAGAGCCAUCAGCCAGAAGAUCCAAGGUGUCCAGCACCGGGCCAGAGCGGUCUUCAGUGUGGGAAACACUGUCUUUGUUGAUCUUAUGGUUCGGGAGACCCGCGUACCCGGAAUGAAAACAGUGAUAAUUGAGUAUAAUGUUCCUACGCUGAUUUUGAACACGGGCAUGGGAGAACGAAACACAGAUCAUCUCAGACUUUUGGAGGAGAUGUGUCAGGGAAGAGGUACCCCCUGCAGCAGCGAGGCAGAUCACACGUCCUGGAACAAAGCCUUGGAGAGAGUUCUCGUGGGCAAGAACCUUGAUUGUGCAGCAUCACCACAGCCUCCUGAGUCCAUCCUGCAGCCUUCAGUUUGUGAUAUUUGUGAUGCAGACAAGACGGACAGCAACACCUAUGAUCUGAAGUUUGGAACAGAAAGUGGACCUGACUCCAGAACACUCCAAGUACCUCACCAUAACAACUACAGAGAUGGUGUUCCUUCUUGUGAUGACCAAAACAAUCAACAGAUCUUCGGUUGUCAUGAAGAUAACUACGCUACAAAAAAUCUGCACCCUCAGGUUCUUUGGUACCAGACGUCUGACCUGGUAACCGUGACACUGAAGCUGAGGAACCCGCAGAGUCAGCGCUGUGAUUUCCACACCGACUGUGUCAUGUACAGUGGCAGUGUGAACGGUCGCAGCUACAGAACCUAUCUGGACCUGCACGCCAACGUGGUGGCCGAGCGUUGCUGCUGGGAGCUCAAGUCUAACGAACCCGUCCUUAAACUGGUCAAACAAGACCAGAGCUACUGGCCAACGCUGGUCAAGAACAAGAACAUUUUUGUGAGUUACGACAUGGAGCACUUGGAGGAGGAAGACGAUGAGUCGCCACAUAGUGAUUUCUUUGUUGGGGAAACGGGAGAAGACGUCUACUCUGUCAGCUUGGACAGCAGCACUGACUCUGACUGAAUCUAUGCUCUUUGUCACAUGUCACUGCUCAUAACGGAAUACUCCUCAUGGACUUACAUAUGUAACACACUCAUGACAGAUACAUUUAUUGCUACAGUGUGUGAAAUAAUGAUUUCAUCUUGUAUAUUUGAAGUCUCCCUUACAAUGACAUGACAGUCCAGAUUUUUUAAUGCUAGGUUUGUUUAAAUAUAAUAGAGUAGGUGAAAUAAGUUCUUGAGUCCCUGCUGAUCUUGUUAGUUUACCACCUCAUAAAGACAUGUACAGUCCAGAAUUGCUAUAGAAGUUUUAGUGUAAUUGGAGGGAUGAGGUUUAAAAAAAUCCAGAAUAAAUAAACUUGUAGAUCGUAUAGUACCUCACAAAAGUGACUUUACUGUCCCCUUUCAUGGGACAACAUUGACAUUGACACUGUGAUACAGUGUAAAGUAGUCAGUGUAUACCUUGUAGAGACCGUAUACCUGCGUUCCCCACAAAAUAACUCAAACACAUUAACUUGCAGUGGUUCUCAACUGGUGGGAAAAUUUUUGCAAACAUUUGGUUGUUAACUGAAAAACACCCUAGCCCGGAUGGAUGUUAACCAAGGCAUGACUGUAUUUAAAUAUUUUUGAAUUGUACUCUGUUUAUCUGAGGAGUUGAAUGAGAUCAACUGGACUAGUUUGAUUUUCCUGAAGAUGUUUCACAUAUCAUCAGGGUCCAAGUCCAGUUGCUAUCAUUCAACUCCUUAGCUAAAACAUCUUUGCACAAACUCUUUGUUCAAAGAAUUAUUUCAUUUGUGGAUAAAAAUGUAUUAUUAUUAUUAUUAUUAUCCAGGAAGAGGACACAAUGCAAUGCUUGCAGCAGGUUAGAAAGUUAGCGCCCUCGAGGCAGUCAUGUAAUUCAGUCAUGUAAAAGUAGUUCUGGUGCUACCCGUUUUGCCUUUGUUCAUAUACUGUACAUAAGAUGCAUUUCUGCCAAAGAAUAAGACUGGGCAGGAGGGUCUUGCCUGUAUGUGACAUUAAUAAAAACAGAAAACAAAAUAAAAAAAUUUAUAAAAAAUUAAUUAAAAAAAAGUGACAGUCACAAGUAGGCCUGGCACGAUAUUACAUUUUGCGAUAUUAUUGUCAAUAUUAUUUUGAGACCUUAGUUUUUCAUUAAUGUGAUGAUAAUAUACAGCAUAAUAUGAGUACACAUAUCAAAAACGCUAAACUUUAAUUUCUUUAACAUUGUAAUUGGAAGGUCAAGAGCUUGCAAUAAACAAAAAGGUAACCCCAAUGAAAAUAAAAUGGCGUUUCUCUCCAAGCAGAAAUAGCAUUAAAAAAAUCACAAUUGCAUUUUGUAUAUUAAUUUUGAAUCGGUGUCACUUCGUCAUUGUCUGAAAGUUGACCAAAAAAAACAAGAAAUCACCUUUAAAUACUCUCAAGUUCACAUUAACAUCAGCUAAUUUGAAUAUGCAAAGGCAUGAAAGUGUUUGCCCCCUUCCUGAUUUAUUUAUUUUGUGUCGCACUUAAAUGGUUCAGAUCAUCAAACAAAUUAAAAUAUUAGUCACAACAACACAACUGAAACCAACCCGUUUUUAAAUGGAGCUUUUUGUUAUUGGGGAGAAAAAAAACAAUCGGAACCUACAUGGCCCUGUGUGAGUAAGUGGUUGCAACCCUAAACCUAACAACUGGUUGGGUCUCUUACAGCGCUGUGGAGGAAUUUUGCAGAGCUGUUGUAUUCAGCCACAUUGGAGGGUUGUUAUAAACCAAAGUUAGAUUUUUUUAAACUUUCACACAGGACCAUGUAGGAUUGGAUAUUUUUUUCCUCCUUUAGUAAUAGUUUCAAUUUAAUAACUGUGUUGUCAUUGGCUAAUAUUUAAAUUAGUAUGACGAUCUGAAACAUUAUGCUCAUUUUUCGGCCCUUUGUAUUGAAUCGUUGACUCCUAUAGAGCAGCUACACACGAUAACUCACACGUGGAGCUCAGAAGCUGGAAGUGUGGGCGCUGUGUUUACGAAGUGCGAACAAUCCUGGUAUUAGUCGUGGAAAUGUGGUCAUUAAACGUUUUUUGCGGGGCUACUGUGUUCCAGACAUCAGUGAGCUUGUAAUUUGCAUGCAUGCAAGUAAGCCGGUGUUCAUACAAACAAGUGUUCAGAGUAGGGUUGGGCAAUAUGGACCUUGGCAUAUAAAGGAUAUUUUUGGGAUGUAUCAUGAUAUGACGGUAUAAAACUUAAAUUCAGCAUAGUCUUUUAGAAAAACAAGCUACAAACAUGAAGCCAUAUAAUUACAUACAGCACAUUUACUUAUUUCCGUUGGGUACUCCGGUUUCCUCCCACAUUCUAAAAACAUGCUAGAUUAAUUGGUGACUCCAAAUUGUCCAUAGGUAUCAAUGUGAGUGUGAAUGGUUGUUUGUCUAUAUGUGCCCUGUGAUUGGCUGGCGACCCCGCCUCUCGCUUGGUUAUUGAGGCCUGUUCCUCACCUCUCUCACAAUCAUCCUUACCCCACCAGGCGAAAACUUGCAUGGAAUUCCAGAGCGAGGGUGAUGGAUUGUUUUCUUCGACCAUUCGUGAAUUAUUGCACCAAUAGUGAUUUAAAGGUUCCUGUUGAUGGUGUUGUAGUCCAUUGUAGUCUUGUGAAGGCCUACAAUAUUGUCCGUCAGGUCCUUUGAAUGGAAGAGUGUGUUUCUGUGACAGGGGUCUGAUAUAUAUCCACUUGAUAAUUUGACAUUCGGAGUACUUUACUAAAUAUACAGGAGUAAUUUGUUUGUUUAACGGGCAUUUUAUUGAUCUCUGAGGUACAAAAUGCUUGCUCAUUGAUCAGUUACUUAUUUACCUCGCUCUAAUUAAAGUUUGAACAUUAGUCAUAUGGUAAACUUACAAAAUCAGCAGGAGGUCAAAUAUUUCUUUCCCCACCGUAUGUAUCAUCUGUGGAAGGAGCUGAAAUAUAAAGUUGGAUGGAGUGGACCAAAAUCCCUCCCAAGAUGUGUGCAACAAACUACAUGAAAAGUCUGACUUCUGAGCAAAACAAACCUACCAUAAAGGUUAUGGACUGUUGAUGUAUAAUUAAAACGUAAAAGUUGGACAUUUUUUCUCAUUUUAAGUCUAUAUUAUUUGACAUGACAAGACAUUUCAAGCAAAUGUUUUCUUUUUUGUUACCAUUAACGUUUAUGCCACAUAUAAAUCAAAAGAUAGUUAUUGGAAUGUGUUUGAGAGGCAGUGAUUUAGUAUGUUUGCAUGAUGCCUCCCAGGUGGUCCGGGCUUGCCCGGCCUGAAGGCCUCCGGGGCAGACCUAGGGAGGGGUUAUGUCUCACACUGGGGGGGGUCCUCCCGGUGGAGCUUGAGGAGGUGGCCAGGGGCCGAUAAGUCUGGACUUCCCUACUGAGGCUGCUGCCACUGCGACUUGGGGAAGAAAAUGGCAUUGAAUGAUUUAGCUAUGUAUUCCAGUCGCUGGUUUAAAACACAAUUUUUUGUCAAUUAAUGUCGUUAUUAGAUGAUGUUUUUGUUCACGUGGCUGUCUUGUUGAGUUCAUUAUUUGCCAUUUGUUCUUUUGUCGAAUAAAUGUGAAAGAAUCUUCAUCUUAAUAGUACAUUUGCUUAAGUGCAUGGACCUGUCCAGGAUGUAGACGGCCACACCACUACGUCCGCUACGGGGCACCGUGGAGUUGCUCUGAGUGGGUGACAUGGAUUUAACAGUGGUCUGGUUACAUCUCUCUCUGUGUGCGUAAAAACAGCACAGCUGCUCUCCUGCAAAGGAUCGUUGGUUAGCAUAUUUGCAGUAGGUCCUUAAAUGUGUUCUUACAAGUACAGCCAGGGAUGCUAGUAGUCCCAACUAGGGUGACCAUAUGUCCCGAUUUACGCUGGACUGUCCCACAUUUUAAUGAUUUUAAUGCAUCCCGCAAAUUGACUCGCUGUCCCACAUUUCUGAUUGACAGGCACCAAUUUCUAAAAUAUUGUUUUUUAUCAAACGCCAAACUCCGAGAGCAGACAACAUACUGGAGGCUAUCGUGGGGGCGGGUCGUGGGCUGUGUGCAUGACUGUGACAGGCAAGGGUUGCUGUCAAUCAAACAACCGGGCGCACAUGCAGGAAAGUCAAUUCAACACAGAGAUUUGAGAUGAUGAAUGAAAAUGGAGGAAUCUGACAAAGUCAGAAGACUGAAGAAAAGGAAAUGCAGUUCCAACAAUGUUACCUCAAUAUACGAUGAGACUGACUAAUUACAGCCUUUAUUGUGAGCUCCUAUUUGUAAUUAAUGUCUCCAGGAUUGACCUAUUUGCUAGCAGUUUGUUGUUUUCUUAAUGCA
This is a messenger RNA of Doryrhamphus excisus (bluestripe pipefish), 8427 nucleotides long. Lineage: Eukaryota; Metazoa; Chordata; Actinopteri; Syngnathiformes; Syngnathidae. The record is from RefSeq and is a predicted model, not a curated record.